Molecule: messenger RNA, 403 nt
Organism: Cuscuta europaea
Lineage: Eukaryota; Viridiplantae; Streptophyta; Magnoliopsida; Solanales; Convolvulaceae
Source: the annotation of a GenBank genome assembly
CGGGGCCCGUAUCGGAGGCCGCCGUCGGGGGCUCCCCCGGUCUGGAGCUGAAGAGAAAAAGGCAUGGGAAGGACCCGGCACAAUCGGAGGGGAAGAAGAAGAAGGGGGCCCCGGGGUCGAAGGAAGCCCCCGUUGUGGUCGUAGAAGAAUCUUCUCCUCCCAAGCCUUCGGGUCAGGCGACUGAUCUGACAUGGCCCCUGGACAAAGUCCAAUUUUCCAUUACGAAGGGGACUGCUAUCAUGCACGGGACCCUGAACCCGAAGGAGUUUUUGAGGGGUGCCACCCCUCCGACCGAUAAGUCCGUGCUCUCCCGUCAGGCCGACGAUGUCCUCUGCUCCAAGGUUCUGAUGGCCUCAGUUACGGCGAGCCUUGGCCUUGGCCUUGGCGAGCUGGUCCAGAGGAU